AUGUCUGAAGUUCAGUCACGGUCUUCCGCCUCUCGAGGCAGGGUAUCUACUCGUGGUGGCCGAGGUGGUUAUAGCUCCAGAGGUGGUCGAGUAGGCAGCAGAUCUACCAAGGCAGACACCCCAGACCAGAUUACAUUUGAAGAUGAAGGAGAGAUCGGUCAGAUGAAGAAGAAAUAUUCCAGCACCUUGCCCAUGCUGCAGGAAUUGUUCCCUGACUGGACCGAUGAGGAUCUUGUCUUUGCUUUGGAAGAUGCGGAUGGUGUGCUUGAGGAUGCCAUUGAGCGCAUUACUGAAGGCAAUGUCUCGCAAUGGGGUGAGGUGAAGAAGAAGACGACCGACCGGACUCGCUCCAAGCCUAAGGAGGUACAGAGCACCCCGACCGAGACGAACGCCAGCUCUGUUCGAGGAGGCCGUGGACGCGGCGGAUUUGAGGGUCGCGGUCGCGCCCGUGGAGAUCGUGGUCGUGGUGGUCGUGGUGGCCGGGCCGCAGCCGCAGUUCACACCAACGGGGCUCGCGCCGAGAAGCCCGUUGUCACUGCCACCGUGGACGUUGUAGAGACGACAAUCAUCUCUGACAAGAAUGAGAAGCCUAUCGAAGCCGAAACGACCACAGUCGAUGCCGGCACGGCCGCGACCCCGAAGGCCAGCGUGAUGCCCGAAGGGACCAAGAAAGGCUGGGCCAGUCUGUUCGCGAAGCCGGCGCCACCUCCACAGAAGAAGCCAGCCGUCGCACCUGUUCCUGCUCCUACCCCUGCCUCUGCCCCUGCCCCUGCUCCUGUUUCCGCACCUGUGGAAGAACAGCAGCCAAGCGUGGAGCCAGCAGCCGAGCAGAAGGCGCCUGAGCCCGAACCCGAACCGACUACAGCAGUUGCUCCUGCUCCUGCCCCCGUCCCCAUUCCCGCUGCCGCUACCGCCCCUGCUCCAGUCCCGAUCCCCGUCCCUGUCCCUAUCCCCGUGGAGAAAGGUCCCGAACCUGUCAUUCCCAAGCAGCUUGCCGAAGCUGUACCCGUUACUCCUUCUACGACCAGUAUCACACCCGCCAAGGAUGAUUUGACCAAGACUAACCUUGAGCAAAUUCCCGAUGUCUCGCCUCCUCCUCCCACCGCCACUGCUGCCAGCACCGUGGGCAGUGCCCUUGAUGCCAACAGUCUGGCGGCUGCCGCCACCCCCGUUCGUCAGUCUGCUACUACCUACCCUUCCAGUGUUUUCAAGUCUGGCGCUCGGGCCCCUGGUUCCCAGCGCCGCGUGAUGGAGCAGCAAGAGGCUGUUGUCAUGCCUGGAAACCAUGCUGUUGACCGUGCCGCUGUGCAGUUCGGUAGCAUGGGAUUGAAUGGCGAUGAUGCCGACAUUGAUGAAAACAGAGAAGAUGCCGAAACUCGCGCUCAGCCUCCUCAACAUUCUCCCGUCGCUCCUCGUGCCUCGUUGCCUCCUUCUACUCAUGCCCAGGCGUCCGCUGAGACCCCUACCGUCUCUCGCCCCGCUCCUGGACUGCCCCCUGUCCCUCAAGUCUCCGCUGCCGACUCUACUUUUACCGACUUUGCCCGCUACAGCGACGCUCAGAAGUCUUAUGACCCCUUUGCUCAGCAGGUCUCCCAACCUCAGCCCCAAGUUCCGGAGCCAUUCGCCAACCAAGCUCCCGUCCAGCCAACUGUUACCUCCGGCAGCGAGUACUCGCCAUUCUACGCCGUUGACCAGCGUCUUCCCUACAACUACUAUGGCACCUAUGGCCAGUCUCAGGAUGCCUCCGUUGCUCAGAGAGCUGCGGCUGGAUUCGGUGUUUCUGGCGCCGAAGUGCAGCCGCAAGUUCCCACCUCUCAACCUCCUGGCCGCUACGGUCAUGUCGAUGCCCCAAGCAGCGGUCACAACACCCCGAACCCCACCCUUCCUGCCGCUACCCAGACCCCCACCGCCCAGCACAUGCCCGGUCAGGGCGCCGCUCAUGCCUACGGAUAUGGAUAUCCCUACUACUCCAACCCCCACUACGCUUCGUACAUGAGUCAAAUGACUCAGCACCAGUACGGCCGGAACCGCCCCAUGUACGACGAUGCGCGCCGGUAUGACGACCACUACAUGCCCCCCAGCAAUCAGUACGGAUAUGGCAACCAAUACGGCCCAUAUGGCGGUAAGGGUGGUAUGUAUGGCCAGCCUCACGGAUUCUCCUACGAUCACUCCUCCUCUCCCGCCACCGCAGGCGGCUUCAACCAAUCCGUUCCUGGUCGUGAUUCUGUCUAUGGCCGUACCGGAUCCACGCAGCCCUCCGAGACUCAACAGACCACAGCCGGUAGCAAUGCCUUCGGCGCCGGCAUGUCGGAUGUCUUUGGUCGCUCGCAGGCUGGUUUUGGCCAGAAUCAGCCCAUGUCUCAACAGCCACCUGUGACUUCGGAGGAGACCAAGAGCUUUGACACUCCCAAGGCUGCUGGACCCAGCCCCUCUCUUGCACAAGCCAACCGCCCUGGCUCGGCCACGAACAGUGUCCCUGGACAGCCUCAGGCGCAGACUGGCCUUCCCCCUCUUCAAGGCCAGCAGGGACAGCAGGGAUUCGGUGGUUAUCCCCACCUGAACCACCAGUAUGGAAGCGGUCUGGGUGGUUUGGGCGGCCACCAGGCCGGUGCCACAGGCCAGACUCACCACCAGGCUUCCGGUUAUGGUAACUACGGAGGCGCAGGUUUCGCUAACUACUACGGAAACACUGGACGCGGUGGCUGGGGCGGCAACUACGGCCACUAA
Aspergillus clavatus NRRL 1 is the source of this 2727-nucleotide messenger RNA. RefSeq names its product putative RNAPII degradation factor Def1. Gene Ontology annotation, molecular function: ubiquitin binding. Lineage: Eukaryota; Fungi; Ascomycota; Eurotiomycetes; Eurotiales; Aspergillaceae. The transcript has 2 exons. Gene Ontology annotation, cellular component: nucleus; cytoplasm. The record is from RefSeq and is a predicted model, not a curated record. Bases 1 to 2727 code for a protein of 908 amino acids.